Belonocnema kinseyi is the source of this 2246-nucleotide messenger RNA. Its product is annotated as reticulophagy regulator 2-like. Lineage: Eukaryota; Metazoa; Arthropoda; Insecta; Hymenoptera; Cynipidae. The transcript has 6 exons. Bases 535 to 1545 code for a protein of 336 amino acids. The record is from RefSeq and is a predicted model, not a curated record.
GCUGAAGCAGGGAGUUUCGUGCAAGACCCAAGUCGUAGUAAGCUACGCAGUUUACUUUGGUUUACUUUUCUGCUGUGCUAUUUUGCUAUUUUGUAGAUAGUUGAGAAGAACACUCGAUUUUACGUACACUGGUACUGGACCAGCCAGAAUUAAAACGUGUGAUAACGCAGAAAGUAAACCAGAACAAUAGCGAAAAAAGUAUCUGAUUUUUAAUAUCGUCGCAUGCAAUAAAUUGUAUAGCACGCGGCAUUUUAUAGUGAAGUGUAUCAAAAUAUUGAAGUGGUAGUGGGUGGUAAGGUGAUAAACACAGUUAUAGAUGGUAGAGCACACUAAUAAGUAGCAGAAUAAAGCGAGUUGUUUUCCAGUUCGUUAUACUGAGAACUAAGCAAUUCGUACAUCGAGUCGUGGUUUGAAAAUCUCGCGUUGUCACGCGCUAAAAAUAAUUCCUCGUGCGUUUUCGGAAUAAGUGCAUUAUGCCAAGGAAAAACGAGGUUUAGGUCGCUGCAGUGGAAGUAGAAAAGACCCUGGAAUAUCAUGGAGAGGCUGUCAUCGAGAAUUGGGUAUUACUUUCGCUGGAUGCGAAGUGAUCGACAUUCGCCAAGUUGCAAAGAUUGCGAUCAUGCGACAGUAAUAUCGGACGAGCAUUGUCAAAAAUGCAAGGACAGUACUGAAUCCAUUAAACGGAUUUUCGGAAUUCUUGAAAGCAUCCUACUCUGGGAGAAUUCGGUCAAUAGUAUUUCCGUAGUGAUUGUUUUUAACAUUUUGUUUUGGGGUAUUGUGGUUCUGGAAAUCCGUGGCUUUGCAGCAGCCAGCAGUGCUGCGCUUGUCAUUGUCAUUGGUUACAGUACCGUCGAAAAUCAGGCUCAAAAGGAGAAAGGACCAAUUUCAAAAGUAUCUCAAACGAAGGCUGAACAAAUUGACAAAAUAGUAGCAAAAGCUAAAUCAACUUGGAAGAACCUGAAACAACUGCGAAAAGAUCAGCCAGGAGUGUUCUGUACUGCGGUGUGUACCCUUUCUUUGGGCAUAUGGCUGAUAGGACGAACUAUAAAUGGCGUAUUACUUGCAUACACGAUAUGCAUGAGUAUUUUGAUUGGGCCCGCACUUAUAUUACAAGUACCUUCCAGAGCACUGUCAAAUAAAGAAUGGGACAGUGAGAUAGAGGAGUUUUUACCUGUGGUGACAGAGGACAAUCUCGAGGUUUUAAAGCUUGCUGGAGAAUCUGGAGAUCAUUCUCCAACUCCACCUCCUGUAGUGUCAGAAAUGAAAAAUGAUCCUUUCGAUCUCGUAGGACUGAAAAUGCCUUCUCAUGAAGAAGGCAGUACUGACGGAUUAGAACUAUCAGAAUUGGAACUCAGUGCCGGUGAAACCGAUAUUGACGGUAUCAAGUUUCAGAGCGGCCAUUUUGAAAAAGGCUCGUCAUCUGGAGAAGAAGAAGUCGAACUUGAUCUAAAAUCGCAAUCUUUUUUAAGUCACAGCAGAGAAGAUAGCGAUAGUGAAUUUGAAAUAAUCGAUAGCCAUGAAAUAGUACAUUUCAAAGAUGUUUGAUUCGAAUUCAGCAUGUCGAACUUUGCAAGAGGUUGUUCAUCAGAUUCAGGAAAUUUCAUGCAACAUAUAAACGUAAAGUUCACGGUAAUGUAUAAAGCAAAGGAAUCUAGUUUGUUAAAAAAAAAAAGAAAAAAAAAAAAGAAAUGGAAAAUAUUUAUAUCUUAUUUCGAAAUAUACUUACCCGAUAUUUCGAAUGACACUUAGUUUUAUACAAUGAUGCGUGAUCAUGUUACAUUAAAACUUUUAAACACGGGUAUGGAAUAUAACGAGUAAUUUAUUUGCAAAUAUGAGUGCAUAUUACUGCGGUGUUACACAAAUGUCUGUAACCAAAGUCAUUUAAUAAUUCUAUAUACGCUAUAAAAAUAUUUUUUCAUCAUUAUUAAUAUUUACAUGGAAUUCAACAUGUAGCAUAGAAAUGUGGCAGAAGACUUUACUUAUUUUUGUUGGAGAUAAUAUUCUUUUAUACACAUAACUCCAUAUCUUAGAAAAAAAUAGAAUUUUCUACAUCAGUAUAAUCAUCAAUGGAAGCAACUUGUUAUUUUUUAUUUAUUAUGAUCAGAGCUGGAUUAAGGGAGGUAUCAAUUAAAAAAAUUUGAUACCUUCAGGUUUAAUUUGACCAUCCGAAGUCAAAGUGUAUACAGUAUCAUAUAUAUUUUUUUCAGCUUUGAUUAUGACAUAAUUCAAAAAAUAUUUUACUAAAA